Ctenopharyngodon idella (grass carp) is the source of this 1779-nucleotide messenger RNA. RefSeq names its product patatin-like phospholipase domain-containing protein 2. The transcript is spliced from 9 exons. The record is from RefSeq and is a predicted model, not a curated record. Gene Ontology annotation, molecular function: triacylglycerol lipase activity. The coding region runs from base 266 to 1270 and encodes 334 amino acids. Lineage: Eukaryota; Metazoa; Chordata; Actinopteri; Cypriniformes; Xenocyprididae. Gene Ontology annotation, cellular component: cytoplasm; lipid droplet; membrane. Gene Ontology annotation, biological process: triglyceride catabolic process; lipid homeostasis.
AGCGUUGCCAAAUCAGUGCUAAUGACUGGGCCCUCAUGUUAGUUAUUGCACCUGCACUGCGUAACCUCAGGAAUUCAUACAGUAUGUUGAAGAACAUGCAGGAGUCUGAUAAAGAAUGGAAUAUCUCUUUUGCCGGCUGUGGAUUUCUGAUGGCUUACUACUGUGGAGUCUAUUGCUGUUUAUUCGAACAGGCCCAGUUUCUUCUUAAAGGGGUGACAAAGAUUUGUGGGGCUUCAUCUGGUGCUCUUAUGGGAGCAAUAAUAGCAUGCCAAAUGUCCCCAGGAAAUUCCAUUUUGAAGCCAAAUGCUGUGAAAAUUUGCUGGAAAUGUCCAGAGAGGCUCGGAAAGGCACUCUGGGUGCUGUGCAUCCCUCUUUCAACCUACUGAAGAUAGUACGAAACUUCUUGAGCCGAGACCUGCCUGAUGACGCACACCUACUCGCCAGCGGACGGCUGUAUGUGUCACUCACACGAGUGUCCGAUGGGAAAAAUGUGUUGGUGUCUGAGUUUGACAGCAAAGAAGAUCUCAUUCAGGCUCUGAUUUGUAGCUGCUUUUAUCCGCUGUAUUGUGGUGUGAUGCCUCCACGCUAUCAUGGAAUAAGGUAUGCAGACGGAGCAUUGAGUGAUAACAUGCCUUUCUCUAGUCUGAGAAACACAAUCACUAUCUCCCCUUUUUCCGGAGAGAGCGACAUCAGUCCUUACGGAAACGCUUUUUAUUUCCAUGAAAUAUACUACAAUAACGUCAGCAUUCAUAUCAACUUCAUUAAUGCACACCGAGUGGUCAUUGCAUUUUUCCCUCCAGAACCAGAGGUCUUGGCUGAGAUGUGUCAAAAUGGAUAUAAGGAUGCUUUCCUUUUUUUACAAGAAAAUAAACUCCUGAAGCUCAGAUCGCCGUUGCCAGAGUUAUGGGAUCAUAAUCCAACAUCUAAGAAAUAUAGUAGUAAAAACAAGCCAACAAUGACUGGGAAUUCUAAAAGUAUCCUUCCAGAAUCCAUCAAGAAAGUGUUUUGUAAGGCUAGCAUGAUGGAGAAGGAAGAAAUAAGAUAUCCUUUCUCAAUGAAACUGGUUUCUUGCCUAAUGUGGUGCAUUCUGCCAGUGGAGAUAGCAUACAUCAUGUUUCUAAGACUUGCUGAAUGGACACCAGAGAUGUGUAAGAUGACAAUGGGAAUGAUUGGACGAGUAUGGAAGGCGGCUUUCUCAAGAAGUUAUUUACGUACACAGAAAUGGCCAACUCUUCAUCAAGACCCUUCACCUUCAAACCGAACUCACUGACCAGCACCACCUCUUGGUCUUCAUCUUCUGAUACACUGCAUAAUUACUAUUGUUUACAAAUAUUAAAAAAUUCAAUACCCUUUUGAAUCAUUUUAAUGCAACCACACCACUUAAAUGGCUAUAAAUUAAAGAUAAUUUACAAUGUUGAUAUAGAAUUACACAUUCUCUAACAGUUUACAAGCUCUUUUCACUAAUAUAUUUUAUAAAACGGCUAGAUCCUGUCCUUGAUUCUGAUUGGUCAAUAGCUGUGUUUUAUUUACGAUAAAACACGGCUAUGACCACUUCACCCGACGGUUCUGUGUAUCACUACACAACACCCUUAGCAACCACUCUUAGCAACGUAAACUGUUUGUUCUCAGUUGAUAUUGUUCAUUGAAGCUUACUGUAUUAUGUAGAAGAGUACUGUGAGAAAGAGAUCGAGUGAGUGAGUUUAUUACCUGCAUUCAGAUUUAGCAUUUUCCUUCAGGUCAGUCCUAUGUUCAUAAUAAAAAAUCUGUUUAAAUGUCCAA